UGUUCCGUGGUGUCCAGAAGCACCUUAAAUCAUUCAUAAACAAAACAAUCAUUCCUGGGAUCUAUAUAGGCCUACAUGGUAACAUUUAUAUACAUAGUAGCUCUAUAUAAAGCUGUUGCAUAUGUCACAUCUGACAGAAGCGCGCGCGCUUUCAGCAAGAAUCACGGAAGAAGGGGCGUUGUGUAAAUACAGUUUUACUGCUCGCUAGAGAUCAGAUCAGAUCAGAUCUGAGACUGUCGUCAGUCCGGUUUGAGGUGGAGACGGAGUUGAGUUUAACGCGUAAAAUGAUCGCGUGUGUGCUGUUAAACAGACUGAGAUCCGCAGCAGCUGUGAGCUGCAAACUGACGCGCACUGAUCGCGUCCGACGCGUCGCGUCCUUUCAGCGUUCAGCGCGAUUUUACAGUGCGUUCAUGGCGUCUACAGCUCCGAUCUUCAGACAGCUGUUUGAAGCUGAAAGCAGCACGUACACAUACCUGCUGGCUGACACAGACACCAGAGAGGCCGUGCUGAUCGAUCCCGUGCUGGAAACUGUGGAUAGAGACCUGAAGCUCAUCACUGAACUGGGCCUGACGCUCAAAGUCGCCUUAAACACUCACUGUCAUGCGGAUCACAUCACUGGGACGGGACUGCUGAAGAAGAAGGUGUUUGGACUGAAGAGCGCCAUCUCCAAACACAGCGGAGCCGCAGCAGACAUUCAGCUCUCAGAUGGAGACCGCAUCACUUUUGGAAAACAUAAUCUGACGGUGUUGGAGACGCCUGGACACACAGACGGUUGUGUGACGUAUGUCACUGAAGAUCACAGAAUGGCCUUCACCGGUGACACUCUGCUCAUCAGAGGCUGCGGACGAACCGAUUUUCAACAAGGCUGUCCUAAGAGAUUGUACCAGUCCAUCCAUAAGAAGAUUUUCACGCUGCCUGGGAGCUGUUUCAUUUAUCCCGCACAUGACUACAAGGGUCAGACGGUGUCCACUGUGGACGAGGAGAAGAAAUUUAAUCCACGCCUGACAAAAUCACAGGAUGAGUUUGUGAACAUCAUGAACAGUCUGGAUCUACCCAAACCCAAGAAAAUAGAUAUAUCAGUGCCUGCAAACCUGGUCUGUGGACUUCAUGAUGUUUGAAUGUGAAGAACCGAAGACUAUGAUAAACAUGAUGUGAUUUAAUACUGAUGCUUUACUGCUACAGCGCAUAUACAUGUUCUACAGUAAUUGCCUUUAAACCAAAGUGAGAUUAUUGUUGCAUUCAUUGAGCUGGAGUGAUGCGGGUGGAAAGGAACGAAGGUGUCUUCAUCUUCCCGUCAGAUGAAUGCUUUUGAACUCAUCAGAUAUUGUGGCCCUAUUCUAUAAAACAGCCCUGAAUCAGACAACAGAAUGAUGGAUAUUCCUCUUCUCUAUGGUACACAAACACUUCACUUCAGAAAUGAUUUUAUGCUUGAGAUAAUCAGAGUGCAACUGCAAUCUUAAAGUUAUUUGUAAUCUUAAUUAGAUGUAAAACUAAUGUCAUGAUUUAUUAAGGGAACUAUCACAUAAUUCAUAUUU
Messenger RNA from Triplophysa rosa, 1535 nucleotides. It is a transcript of the gene ethe1, whose product is annotated as ETHE1 persulfide dioxygenase. The record is from RefSeq and is a predicted model, not a curated record. Lineage: Eukaryota; Metazoa; Chordata; Actinopteri; Cypriniformes; Nemacheilidae. Bases 285 to 1118 code for a protein of 277 amino acids. Gene Ontology annotation, biological process: hydrogen sulfide metabolic process; glutathione metabolic process. Gene Ontology annotation, molecular function: sulfur dioxygenase activity. The transcript is spliced from 7 exons.